Corythoichthys intestinalis (scribbled pipefish) is the source of this 13584-nucleotide messenger RNA. RefSeq lists its product as uncharacterized. The transcript is spliced from 55 exons. The record is from RefSeq and is a predicted model, not a curated record. Gene Ontology annotation, molecular function: protein binding. Lineage: Eukaryota; Metazoa; Chordata; Actinopteri; Syngnathiformes; Syngnathidae. The coding region runs from base 1 to 13413 and encodes 4470 amino acids.
AUGGAGUUGACUCCAGUUUCUGCAGUGUCAGUGGACUACAGCUGCACCUCUCAGUCUGUCGUGGUUAGCUGGACGGCAGUGUUUGGAGCAGACUCUUACAAGGCAACAGCGAUGGACCAGAAUGGCAUACUGCUGACAUGUACUAGUGAAGGCACUAACUGUCCCAUCAGUGGACUGAACUGUGGCCAGACUUUCACAGUUCAUGUCACACCCAUGUCUGACAACUGCGAGAACACGGUCAACGCCACCUGGGCUAGUUUUGAGACUGUCCCCUGUCCUCCCAAGAAUCUGGAAUUGUUCCGAGACUGUUCCAGUGAAGUUAUUAUCUUUUCAUGGGAGCAUACAAAUAACACCGACCAUUACAUGGCCAGAGCAGUAGACUCCAAGAGAGAGGUUCAAGAAUGCCUAACAGUGGAUAACUCGUGUUAUUUCACAAAUACUAUGUGUGGCAGACAGUAUGACUUCACUGUCUACUCUAUAUCAGGGCAGUGCAAGAGCCGUACAAGCUCAACAGUUGAUAUUCGCACAGCACCCUGUAUACCCCAAAAUCUACAAACAUCAGCUGACUGCAACUCAAACCUUCUGGUCAGCAAGUGGGACCUCGCUGAGGGUGCACUGCGUUACACGGUGGAGGCCUUUGGCAAUAAGGGACGCAGCCAUUACAACUGCAGCACACUUUCUAACAGCUGUGCCAUAGAGAAUGUGCCAUGUGGAGAGUACUUGACCAUCUUUAUCACAGCUUUUGAUGAUGAAUGUGCUAGUCCCAGGAGGCUGGGACCUGUUGCUGAGACAGUUCCAUGCACGCCUCACAAUGUGACAGCAAUCAAAGAAUGCGGUGCUGACUCCAUCACAGUCACCUGGGCAGUGUCAGGCAGCACUCUUUUUUAUGUUGCCAUGGCGAUGGACCCCAGCGGCAACAUUCACAGCUGUAACACAAUGGAUUUUACUUGUACGAUUUCUGGCUUGAAGUGCAGCACAAUUUAUAGCGCAUAUGUGGUUGGCUCCAACUUCAGGUGCAACAGCACCCAGAGCAAGGCGAUCACCAUUGAGACAGCGGCUUGCCCCCCAAAUAAUGUCACUGCCUCUUUGGAUUGUGAAGCCAAUGAGGCUCUCAUCUCAUGGAAUGGCCAGCCCGAAAUUAACUCGUACACCGCCACGGUAGUAGAUGAAGAAGACACACUUCUGAGCUGCAGUUCAACUACAACCACCUGCAGGGUACCAAACCUAAAAUGUGGCCAACUCUACACUGUCACCGUCGGUCACCAUGAUAGCAUUUGCCCCAGCAUGCCUUCUCAACCCAUUUACAUGGAAUCCGUCCCUUGUGGUCCCCAGGUGGAAGCCCAUUUAGACUGUCAGUCACAAGUACUUACUAUCGGCUGGAACGGGUCAAGUGAAGCGAACAGUUACAUUGCCGUGCUCUCACACAACAACACACAAACGACUCAUAACACUACUGGGUCUGAGUUAAGUAUCAGCUCACUGGAGUGCGGGCAAGACUACUCACUCAAAGUGAGGUCUGUCACUGACAACUGUGUCAGUCAUCCCUCAGUCAUACCUGUCUGGAAAGCACCAUGUGUGCCAACAAAUGUGGAGGCUAUGACAAUGUGCGGCCACCAUUAUGCUGAGGUGACAUGGCAAGCAAGCCAUGGCGCGUUGUAUUAUGUGGCGGUUGCAACACACGAAGAUGGCCCUCAGCUGCUAUGUACUUCCAAUGAGACGAACUGCAGGCUGGAAGAUCUGAAGUGUAGUCAUGUUUACAGCAUUGCAGUGUCUGCUGGCAACGACAACUGCUUUAGCAAUGCGAGCUUAGAUGUGGUGGUGCAAACAGCACCAUGCCCCCCUGCCCAGCUGAAUGUCUCAGUCAAUUGUACCAGCAACACUGUCAUGUUGAGCUGGAACAGCAGCCCUAAUGCAGUGUCCUACACGGGCAAGGCCGUGAGCACCGAUGGACACACUGUGUUUUGUGAUACGACAUCAAACCUUGUUUGUCAUUUUGAAGAUUUGCACUGUGGUAAGGAGUACAACUUCACAGUGUCAGCCACGAAUGGCAACUGCCAAAGCCCUGAGAGCGAGGCAGUCGUCCGUGAAACUGCUCCAUGUAUUGUCCAGAAUGUUGUCAACAUCUUCAACUGCAGCACCAACAUGUUGACCACCAGCUGGAUGCUCGGGUUAGUACCCUUAAACUACAGCGUAAGUGCCCUGGCUGCAGAUGGAACAGAACUCAAGUGCAUCACAGAGACUUCCCAGUGCACAUUGGCAAACUUGCGAUGUGGAAAGCAAUAUGAGAUGACAGUCACAGCAAUUAGCAGCACUUGUGAAGGACCAGCUAGUCUUUCAGAGACUGUUAGUUCUGUACCUUGUGUUCCUGUUAAUGUCCAAAGUGGCGUAGAGUGUUCUUCUAAUACAGUGCUUACGUCUUGGGAACCAGCCGAUGGUGCACUCUGGUAUAGUUCCACAAUGACCAGAGAGGGAAAUUUCACUUCUACCUGCUCGACAUCGGAGCAAAGUUGCCAAUUCUCAAACCUAGAGUGUGCUAACACAUACACGCUAAAUGUGGUGGCUCAAAACAACCAGUGUAACAGUUCUGAGAGCACUGAGAUCUCCGUGACAACUGCGCCCUGCGAGCCUACAAGUGUUAACGUUUCCUUUGACUGCAUUUCUGGGUUGGCGACAGUUAUGUGGAAUCAUAGCCCUGGAGCUCAAUAUUACACAGUCCUGGCUGAGUCAAAUGGACAUAAUGACACAUGUACUUCUGUCAUGAAUUAUUGUGAGUUGAGGCAGUUGCUGUGCGGCAAAGACUACAAUGUUACUGUACUGGCGGACGACGGAGUCUGCACCAGUGCCAUCCAUGCUCAAACCGAUGUGACAACAGCACCCUGUCCUCCAGUAAUUCAAGUCCACCCACUGGAUUGCGACACCAACCAAGCUUUGGUCUCCUGGCUUCAAACCGAAGAUGGCAUGAAUGCGACAAUCAGUGCAACCUCCAGCAGUGGGCAUUCUACUUCCUGUUAUUCUACCACUAAUCUCAAUUGUACGCUGACUGACCUUCUAUGUGGAGACACCUAUAUCGUCCAAGCUGUUGCUGAAGGAACUCAGUGUACAAGCAAUCCCAGCUCUACCUUUGAAAUUGUGACAGCUCCCUGUACUCCUGCCAAUGUGACCCACACAUACUCCUGUGCGACAGGCUUAGCCACCUUGAGCUGGGAUGAGACUUUGGGCAGUAACAGUUUCUAUGCCCAUAUUUAUUCUUCAAACCACAUGACUUACUGCAGCUCAAUUCAGACAGAAUGCUCCCUACCCUCACUAAGCUGUGGUAAUAUAUAUAAUGUGACUGUAAUGGCAGUGAGCGACCAUUGCAACAGCAGCAUGUCGGGUGUAACACAGAUACGGACAGCACCCUGUGCUCCCAUGGAAGUUCAAGCAUCGCUGCUUUGUGAUGACAACAGGGCAGCAGUGAGCUGGCAGCCUAGUCCUGGUGCACUGUGGUACAAUGUGAAAGCACAAAGCACAAAUAGUGACAUCAAACAGUGCAGCUCUAAUGAUACACAUUGUCAACUGUCUGGAUUAACCUGUGACCAUACGUACAAUCUCACUGUCACGCCAAUAUCUGACCACUGCUAUGGCUUUGCUAGUGACCCGUACAUCUAUAUUGCAGGCCCCUGUCCUCCCACCGAUGUGCAGGUGUCGCUUCAGUGCAAUGGAAGUUCAGCACAUGUGACUUGGAAUGCAGCAAUGCAAGCAGAUUUCUAUGAAGCCACAGCAGUAAUCUCUACAGCAAACCAGAGCAGCUGUAACACUAGUGAUACUCAAUGCACACUUGCAGGCUUAAACUGUGGUGAGACAGCCGUCAUAUCUGUUUUGACCGUCGGGAGAGGAUGCCGGAGCGAGGCUAGCGUUCCUUUGUCCUUCCAGUCAGUUAUCUGUCCACCAACAUCAGUGGUCGGAGUAACAACAUGCGCUAACAAUGACAUCACAGUAAGCUGGGAUCCAAGCCCAGAGAGUGGGGUAACGUACAUCAUACAUGCUCAGGAGGAAAACGGCACCAACGCUACAUAUUCUGCAACCCAAACGUACCAUAUAAUCAGCGACUUGCAGUGUGGCCAGUUGUACAAACUAGAAGUUGCUGCCAUGGACACAGACUGCACCAGCACUAGCAGCCCGACUUUUCAAACACAAACAGCCCCCUGCCCUCCAACCAAUCUGACGGUGACCACUGAGUGUGGCACUAAUUUGGGAGUACUAACUUGGGCCCCGAGUGCUCAUGCUAUCAACUACACAGCCGCAGUAGCUGGCACCCAUGGUCAUGUGGUCACCUGCUCCUCUGAAUCAACAACGUGCUCAGUGAAGCUGCACUGUGGAUAUCAGUACACAGCGACUGUGUUUGCCUCUACUUCCACUUGUACUAGCCAAUCAGGGACGACUGCAACGUUUGAAUCAGCUCCUUGCUUACCUGACAGAGUGGAAGCAGAGCUGUACUGCAAUAACAACUCCUUUGCAGUACAAUGGAGAGGGAGUGCUGGUGUUGUCACCUCUUAUACAGCCAUCGCUAUUGGCAGUGAUGAGAGCCGUUUAACCUGCAACACCACAAACACGCACUGCACCAUUCAAAACCUCAAAUGUGGCCUCAUCUAUGGCAUUGUGGUCACGACACCUUCAGUUCACUGCGGCACCAUAAAGGGUUCGGACUACAUGAUACAGUCAGCUCCCUGUGAACCAGACAGCGUGCUGGUGAGUCCGCAGUGUAGCCACAACAUGGUGUCUUUGACGUGGGGAAAUUCUGGUCCAGAUCAGACCCAGAUGGCUUCAGCUGUCGACAGCAGAGGACUGACAACCACCUGUAACUCCACCAGCUCAAACUGUACCUUAAAGCAGCUGCUGUGCGGGGAGAACUACAUAAUAAAUGUGGUUGGCCACACUAAUUCAUGCAGGAGUGAAUCAGCGUUUGUACAAAGCUUCGACACAGCUCCAUGCAUCCCCACCCACCUCACAGCACAGGUGGACUGUGAUACUGGCAUCACCGUGGUACUGUGGGAUGCAUCCAGAGGCGCCGCAUCUUACACUGUAUAUGCAAGGGGAAACCUAGGCCACAUUGCCGAAUGCAAUACCACCGACACCAAUUGUGAUUUCCCUCACCUGCCGUGUGGACAGGAUUACACUAUUACUGUUGUGGCUCGCCAUGAAACUUGUGUCAGUUUGGUCAGCGAACCCAUCUACGCCAGUACAGGUCCGUGUCCUCACAGUGGUCUGGAGGCUACACUGAAGUGUGACAGCAACACAGCACUGGUGUCUUGGACACACGGCAGCGGCAUUCGCUACUACAAUGCUUCUGCUGAAGCCUUUGACGUUACACACGAGGAGGCUUGUUCCACCAAUGGCACCUCCUGCAAUAUCAGCUCUCUACUCUGUGGGGAGAGGUACAAAAUAAGUGUCAGCGGACAAGGACGCAAUUGCUUUAGUCCUGCCCAUGAGUGGGACUGGAUAACCACAGCACCCUGCCCUCCCACCCAGUUAAGUGUUGAGUCAUUCUGCCAUUCAGACGACAUCUUCGUCUCAUGGCGGGCCUCGCAUGGCUCAGUAACCUACGUGGUUGUAGCAGAGAAUGAAAAAGGCCAACAGUGGAUGUGCAACACCAGCAGCACUUCCUGUAAUAUAUCUGAUCUUCCAUGUGGACAGCAGUUCCAAGUCUAUGUUGCGGGUGCAGAUGAAAAAUGUAUUGGAGACAAAAGCAACAUUGAAGAAAUCAGUACAGCACCAUGUGUGCCAGGGAAUAUCCAAAAUCACCUUGACUGUCUGUCAGGUGUUCUGAACAUUACCUGGGAGUCGGCAGGUUAUGCGUCACAUUUUCAUGCAUCGCUGGUGAGCAGCAAUGGUGAUGUCAUUGUGUGCAUGACGGACAUGAAUCACUGCAUAGUGCAGGGCCUGCAGUGUGGGCUCACCUACAGCAUGACAGUUAUGGCCCAAGAUGACACCUGCAACAGUUCUUACAGCCUGGCAGACCAAAUCAAUACAGCCCCUUGUCCUCUGUCAUCCUUUCUUCCCACUGUGGACUGUGACACCGGGAUUGUAUUUGUAAACUGGACCAACAGCAUCGCGGGGAUCACGCACACAGUGUCUGCUAUUGACGCCUUAGGUCGUCAGCACAACUGCAGUUCUAAUAAAGGUGGUUGUGGUCUCAGCGCACUUGAGUGUGGGCUAGAAUACAAUGUUACCGUCACACCAUCAAAAGAUGAAUGUGUGGGUAGAGACAGUUCAACAAAAUCGAUUAAGACAGUUCCUUGUAUACCUCACUUAUCUGCUGUGGAGAUCGACUGCCGUACGAACUCGGCCUUGGUGAUGGGCAAAAAUGCUGAUGAUGAUGAGGACUACAUCGUCCUAGUGACAGAUGGCCUGGGUGACAUCCAAAUGUUUCAGUGUAACUCCACAACUGACAACACAUGCCUUCUGCCACCACUGACAUGCAGCCAGAAUUUCACAAUUAGCCUGAAGGCCCGUGGCAAACAGUGCACCAGUCAACCCAGUAUUGCUGUCUCAGCUUUCACAGCUCCCUGCACUCCUGUGGUUGUUGAGAGGUCAGUCAAUUGUGACAACUCCAUGAUCAGUCUCUCCUGGGCGACUAUACCCGGUUCCGUAUCCUACACAGCCAUGCUGGAGAAGGUGAACGAACCCAAUGCUUUUUGCAUUACUUCGAACACAAGCUGUGACAUCACUGACCUGCCAUGUGGAGGGACGUACAUCCUGCAGGUCACAGCAGAGGGGGAAACUUGCAAUAGUUCACAAAGUCAAAAAGACAUAAUCAGGACAGUGCCGUGUGUUCCUCAAAAUCUCCAAGCAAGCCUGAGCUGCAGCGACAACGUGGCCUCCAUGACAUGGAACUCCAGCAAUGGAGGUCAGAUGUACCACGUGGUGGCCACAAGUGUUACUGGUGAGGUAGAUGAGUGUUACACCCACGAAACACGAUGCGAUCUGACCGGACUCAGCUGUGGCCAGCUCUACACAGCUGUUGUGAUGGCAGAGGACAAUGGCUGUCAGACCCCACCAAGCCAGAGUGUAACUUUCAAGACAGUACCAUGCACCCCUGCAAAUAUCUCUUCUACGUUGGACUGUGAUACCAACUCUCUGACUGUAUUCUGGUCUGAGAGCUCAGGGGCCGAAUUGCACAUUGCCACCUUACAGGACAGCAAUGGUCAGAACACAACAUGCCAGGGUACGAAUGGCUCAUGCAUUUUAACAGAAACAGGUUGUGGCAUGAUCUACCACAUCUCAGUGGUCGCCUCUGACGGCUACUGCAGCAGCCCGCCAUCUGAUGUCAUCAACACUCCUGCAGUCCCUUGUCAAGCAUCACAAAUUUCGGCAGUGCUGGACUGUUACACGCAGAAGACCACUGUGAACUGGUUUCCAAGUGAUGGUGCGUUGUCUUACAUAGUCCAAGCCAAUGCCACAGGCAAUCUCUUCACCUGUGAGGCCAACAUCACCCAGUGUGAUUUUAAAAUGCUGCCCUGCGGACAAAGCUACUCAAUCUCUAUUAUAGCUGUGGGAACUAACUGCAGCAGCAUAACGAAGAUGACUGAGCCUCUGGUUACAGAACCAUGCAUUCCCAGUUACAUAAGCACCUAUUAUAGUCCAACGAUCGGCCAAGUGCUGUGGGGCUCUACCAAUGGUGCAGAUGAAUACAAGGUGGAUGGGGUGACAGAACAGGGUCUGACAGUCUCCUGUAAUUCCAGUAGUAGUUUCUGCACCUUGUACAACAUGGAGUGCAGUCAGAUAUACAAUGUCAGUAUUACAGCAAACAAUGUUGCAUGCCAAGGAAUGUCCACCUCAACCGAAGAGGUUUUGAUUAAGACAGAACCUUGCCCGCCCACCAAUGUUCAAGCGACUGUGGACUGUCCGAACAACUGGGGGAGUGUGUCAUGGGAAGCCAGUUUUGGAGCCAUUAGAUAUGAGGCACACCUCGCUGGUCUUGAUGGCCACUCUCUGUCCUGCUCCACACAAGAAACAUUUUGUAAUAUAGAGGGCCUCCACUGUGGAAUUGUCUAUUACACCAGUGUUGUUGCCAUCGGAGAAACGCUCAACAGCAGUCAAUCUACAACUGUGCAACUGGUCUCAGCCUCCUGUGCAGUUACAAAUGUCACAGCAUCUUUGGAGUGUUACAACAACACAGUCGAAGUGAGCUGGAGCUCAGCAAGUGAAACCGAUUUCUACAGAGUUACUGCAGUUUCUACGGAUGGCCACCAGGCUUCGUGUGAGAGCAGAGAUGAACAUUGUGAUCUAAGAGAUCUCCAGUGUGGCCAAAUUUUUAAUGUCAGCGUCACAUCAGUCGGUGAUCAUUGCCAAACUGAAUUAACUGUCCAUGCUGCUUUUACCACACGUCCUUGUGAACCCAUUCACAUUAAUGUGGACCUGCAGUGUGGGACAAGUACAGCCAACAUGCACUGGGAGGAAAGAAAGGAAGUGGAGUUUUACAUGGCUACUGCCACCUCUAGCAUUGGGAACACUCAUCAAUGCAACUCUACCAACUCCAGCUGCAUAUUUUCUGACUUGGACUGUGGAGAAACUUACACAUUCUAUGUAACAGCGUACAGUAACACAUGCUACAGUCAAAAGAGCAAGACUGUUGACAUUUACACAGAGCCAUGCUGGCCAACAGACCUGCGAGUUGAAGGAACAUGCGACAAUAACACAGUCGCACUGUAUUGGUCGCCAGCUAAAGGCGCAUCAGUCUAUGUGGUGACAGCCACAGGGAACCUGGGCUAUGUCACAUCUUUCCAAACCAAUGAGACUAUGACCGAAGCUGAGCUUCCUUGUGGUCAACUAUUCACUUUUGUCAUAAAAGCUCAGGACGAUCAAUGUGAUAGUGCUUUGAGCCAGCCUGCAGUAUUCAAGACAAGUCCCUGUGUGCCCCAACAUGUGCAGAGUUUCACACACUGCGAGGACAGCAUUGGCUCAGUCAGCUGGGCCGAGACGGACGGUGCAGAGUACUACUUAGCCAUUGCGAUAGGACAAGAUGAACAUACUCACGUGUGUGUGACGCCAAACACCAGCUGCACCUGGGAUGACCUUCACUGUGGCGAGCGAUACACCGUGCACGUGAUCGCAGAUGAUGACAUGUGCAACAGCAUGCCGAGCAGCAGCACUUCUAUUCAAAUGGCAAGCUGCAUACCCCAGAAUUUAACCUCAACGAUGAACUGUACAACAAAGCUAACGUCGCUGACCUGGAGUCCGGUUGAAACAGCAGAUUACUAUAUCGUGACAGCUGGGACAAACAAUGGCAAUGAAGUGCAGCUUAGCACCAACGACACCUGGUCCUCAUUCCAUGAGUUCCAAUGUGGUAACAUUUACUUUCUGACUGUGCAGGCAGUUGACUCGAUGUGCACCAGUCCACCCAGCGAGCCAUCGGUUCUUAAAUCAGAGCCUUGUCAACCAUCUGGAAUCACUAGUUUCAUGAACUGUGAAUCUAACAUAGCUGCAGUAUCAUGGACCGGCUCGACAAGUGCCAAGUAUUACACCGCCACCAUAAUACCAGAUGAUGGUCAACCACAAAUCUGCAUGUCUGAAAGCUUGCAUUGUAACAUGCCGAACAUCCCUUGUGGUCAAAAUUACACGGUGACUGUUGUCGCCUCCAAUGAGAAUUGUCACUCUGAGCCCAGUGAGGAGAGUACACUGAAAUCAUUGCCCUGUGUUCCUACUGAUGUGGAUGUGGUCCUGAACUGUACAACCAAUGAGGCUGUGGUUACCUGGACUGCAAGCAGGGAGGCGCUGUCAUACAUUGUGACAGCUCGUAGCACACAGUGGACCCAGUCUGUCUGUGAGAGUACUGAACCAACUUGCACCUUGACCAACUUGACCUGCGGCCAGUCCUUCUUUGUCCAGGUGGUAGCACAAGAUGAUAUGUGCUCCAGUUUACCCAGCCCACCAACAGAGUUCAAAUCUGUUCCAUGUACACCCAACAUUAGCUCGGUGGUUCUUGACUGCUUCACCAACUCUGCUGUAUUGUUGUGGAAGUUUGACGAGGAUCCCUUGAACUACACAGCAAUAGCCAAGUCCUCUAAUGGCCAUAUGUCCAUCUGCAACUCCAAUUACACCAACUGCAAACUAAUAAAUCUUCAAUGUGGCCACACAUACAGUGUUGUCACUCUUGCAUCAGAUGAGAGGUGCAAUAGCACACCUAGCACCAGUUUCUUGGUUGAAUCAGCUCCUUGCCCGCCCGAGGGAGUGGAAACUCAUUUGGACUGUACUACCAACACGGCUCAGGUGGAGUGGCAAGCCAGCAAGGGAGCUGAUACCUACGCGGUCCAAGCAGUUGACACAGAAGGACAUGAAUCCACCUGUGACACAGGGACAGAAUCUUGCAUUUUAUCAGAUCUCAUGUGUGGCUUUACCUACAAUAUCAGUGUGACUGCCCUAAACAGUGUUUGUAAUGUGUCACAGGGUGACACAAAUCAGCUAAGAACAGUGCCCUGUGUUCCACAGCAAGUUGAGGCACAUGUGGUCUGUGACGCUGGUGCCGUGGCUGUGUCCUGGGAGGCCAGUAGGGGUGCGCUUUCCUACACAACAGUGGCCAAGGCCAAUAGUGGCCUUGCAUACUCGUGCAACAGCAGUGGGACAACAUGCCUUUUUGAUGAUUUGAUGUGUGGUCUGAACUAUUCUAUCACUGUUGGUGCUGCAGAUGAAAGUUGUACCAGCACCGGAAGCACUGCCAUUGAACUCAACACAGUGCCCUGUAUGCCACAGAUGAUAACGGCAGAGAUGUUGUGCCGUAACAACACAGGUGUUGUGUCUUGGCAAGAAGAUGAGGGCUUGUCUUCUUACAUGCUACAAGCAUUUGGACUUAAUGGCCAUAAGAUUGAAUGUGAAAACAUAAGGUCCAGAUGUCAGCUACCUGAUAUGCAUUGUGGUGAGCUCUACAACCUGACAGUGACCGCUCAGGAUGGACGCUGCGAUAACAUUAGCACCUACCUCAACCUGCGGUCAGUACCUUGCAGGCCAACCCAUGUUAAAGUUUCUCUACAAUGCCAUUCAAACUCUCUUGCUGUGACUUGGGAGCCAGCCAGUGGAGCGGUCUCCUACCUUGCUGUGGGUGUUAAUUCAGAUAGGAGCCACCGGACUCAGUGUCACAACAGUAUGACUUAUUGCAAUAUGAGCGAGCUGCAGUGUGGACAAACCUAUAAUGUAAGCGUAUUUGGCCAAGAUGAGUCCUGUUCCAGUGUGGAAAGUGAGACAACAUUUGUGCAGACAGCUCCUUGUCCACCUCAUGAUGUGUCUGUCUACGCACAUUGUGAUGAGGGUGUCAUAUCUGUGUCCUGGUCCCUCAACCCUGAUGCCCAUUAUUAUCAAGUAGAUGCAAUGAGCCACAGUGGGGCACGACUGUUCUGCAACACGACUGGCACCGUCUGUUCUUUUGAAAAUCUACCAUGUGGAGCGUGCUACAACGUGACUGUGGUGUCAGUAAAAAAUGGCUGCAAGGGCGAGGCCAGCCCAGCUGUUGAGAUAUAUUCAGCUCCAUGCAUGCCUAUUACCAUACACGGACAUCUAGACUGUGUCACCAACUCUGCCUGGAUGUCAUGGAACGUAUCUGAAGGAGCUCUCAGUUACUUUGUGUUGGCUCAAGGUGGUGGAGGUCACAACUCCACCUGUACCUCCACGUCCUCUUCAUGUAAUGUUCCAGAUCUGAAAUGUGGGACCCACUACACCUUCCACGUGACUGCUGUCAACAACCAGUGCCACAGCAAUCACAGCUCAUCCUUUGCACUUGAAACAGGUCCUUGCGCCCUUACUUCAAUCAACACAGUGAAACACUGCUACAGUGACAGCAUCCUCGUCGAAUGGGAGAUGUCCAACGAGACACCCUUUUACGUAGUGACGGCUGAAGGCAAUGACCAAUCCAUAAUUUCCUGCAACAGCACCUCUACUUCUUGUGAACUCCAGAAUGUUGGCUGUGAUAUGCAAUACACCAUAAUUGUAUCAGCUUCUUCUGAUAAGUGCAGCAGCCUUAGGAGUCCACCUACAAUGAUCAAAACAGUUCCCUGCGCACCAAACAAUGUGACUGUGACAUCUGCUUGCGAGGACAAUGGAGCCACAGUGAGAUGGGCCCACUCUCCUGUGGCCACGUCAUAUCUGUUGACAGCUACUGGUAAAGAUGGACAUGUUGCAACCUGCAAAACCUCUGUGAAUAACUGCACCCUCGCUGAUCUACGCUGCGGCCAAUUUUAUAACUUGAGCGUCACUGCCAGUGGAGAAAACUGCACCAGUGAACUAACCACUGCAUCUUUUAGAACAGUGCCUUGUGCGCCUUCUACCCUUACAGUGGAUUUUGAAUGCAAAGACAGUUCUGGAAUCCUAACAUGGACCACCGCUGAAGGUGCUGUAAAGUAUUAUGCUUGUGCCCAAGCAAUAGGUGGAGAAACUCUUUACUGUGACAGUACCAACAAUUCCUGCGCUAUACAAGGACUGCACUGUGGUGGCAUGUACAACUUCUCAGUUGAAGCAUCUGACGGCUACUGCAACAGUUCAUUAAGUGUUCCUGUAGAGAAAGGAGCAGCUCCGUGUCCUCCCAAUGCUCUUGAUGUUAGGAUGCAGAAAAUAGACCAGAAUCACUGGCUCAUGACCUCAUGGGAAGCAGUCAACUGUUUGGAUGUUGAGUACUUAGUAGAGAUAUCUGGCCAGAUCCAAGAUGAUCCUCAAGCCCUGAUGAGUCUCUCUUCAUACUGGCUAUCUGUGCCAUACUUUGAGACCCCAAUGCCUUGCAGCACACUGUACAACCUCACGGUUCGCUCGAGAAACUCAGCUGGAACCAGUGAACCUUCUAGUGCCUUUACUGGAGUCACAGUGCCAUGUUCACCACUUAAUGUACAAUACAGUGGUAGCACUCAGUCUGCCGUGCUUUCCUGGGAAGCAUCCGUUCUCGCCACUGGAUACAGCGUCUAUGAUGUGUCAGGGGAAGGCAGCGUCAUGCUCUGCGCCACUGCGGCACUCUCUUGCCAAUUGACAAAUUUCAGUCCCGGUUCCACAGAGGUGACAGCCAGCAAUUCUGCUGGGGAGAGCGUGCCGAGUCGAAAUAUUACAGGCCCAGUAGGAGCUCGCAAGAGAAGGGAUCUACGGGCCUCGCUGAUACAUGCCACAAUCGACAAAGCUCUGGAAGUCCCAACCAUCCUAAAUGUAUCAUCUAAUGGAGUUUCCAUCUACAUAAAUUGGACAGCAGUUAAAGAUGGAAGUGAAUAUACCAGUACAAUCAUCAUGGUUGAGAAACAGGACGAGCAGCAUUAUCAACCCCGAGUAAUAAUUGUGGAAGGAAAUUUUCACACUGAGACUGAGCUGAAGCCUGGGACCAUCUAUUGCAUCAGACUGGCAGCCAAAACCGCCAUCGGCCGUAGCAAUUUCAGCAGGCCAAAGUGUACGAUCACAGGUGCCUUCAAAUGAAAACGCACCAUCAUAUCAUAUACGUAAAUGUUUUGUUCACAAAUAAAUUAUGAUUGAUACGGAGAAGCUUUAUGUAAGUGCUCUUUAAGUUGUAAUUAUUUCGGGUAGCUCAUAGCUUAUGUACAUUCUCCUUAUAGAUGAUCCUUUUGUCAUCUUUUGAACUUGCUUUUA